CUCCCGCAGCCCCCGGGGCCCGAUCCUGAUCCCGCAGCCCCCCGGGGCCCGAUCCCGCGCCCACCCCCCCCCCCCGGGGCCCGAUCCCGCAGCCAUGGCAGCCGCCUAGCCCCGUGCCCGUGCCCCCAUCCCGGUGCCAUGCUGGUGGCCGGCUCGCAGCGCUGCCCCUCGGGGCUGGAGGAGCGUUUGGGGUGCGGGGCGCUGCGGGGCGAGGAGGACAGAGGGAUCAAAGUCCCCCGGCAGCUGGGGAGGGGGCCCAGCGCCUUCAUCCCCGUGGAGGAGAUCCUGCAGGAAGGCGUGGAGAGCAGCCGGCGGCAGCUCCUGAUCGAAGCCUUCGUCUCGGCGGGGCGGGUGGACAACAUCACCAUGGUCAUGGGGCUGCACCCCCAGUACCUCAGCAGCUUCUGGAAGACCCAGUACCUCCUGCUGCGCAUGGACGGGCCCCUGCCCUACCACAAGCGCCACUACAUCGCCAUCAUGGCAGCAGCCCGGCACCAGUGCUCCUACCUGGUGGGUCUGCACAUGGGGGAGUUCCUGCAGGUGGGGGGCAACCCGGCGUGGCUGCAGGGGCUGCACUGCGCCCCCCAGAAGCUCAGGAACCUCAACGAGAUCAACAAGCUGCUGGCGCACCGGCCCUGGCUCAUCACCAAGGAGCACAUCGAGGCUCUGCUGAAGACGGGGGAGCACAGCUGGUCGCUGGCAGAGCUGGUGCAAGCCCUGGUGCUCCUCACCCACUACCACUCGCUCGCCUCCUUCGUGUUCGGCUGCGGCAUCAACCCCGAGGCGGAGCAGGACGGGGGGCACGGCGGCAGGCCCCCCUCGCCCCACGGCGACAGCAGCCCUGCCUCUGAGGACAGCAUGGGGUGCUCGGGGGGCAAGGACGCCCUGCAGGAGGUGGAGGCGCUGAUGGAGCGGAUGAAGCUGCUGCAGGAGAGCCAGCAGGAGGAGGAGGGCGUCACGCAGGAGGAGAUGGCCACGCGCUUCGAGCUGGAGAAGACGGAGAGCUUGCUGGUGGCUCCCUCGGACCUCGCCGACCACUCGCUGCAGUCCAGCGUCCUGUGCUUUGUGGAGGACCCCGAGUUCGGCUACAAGGACUUCACGCGGCGGGGCGAGCAGGCGCCCCCCACUUUCCGUGCGCAGGAUUACACCUGGGAGGACCACGGCUACUCUCUCAUCAACCGCCUGUACCCCGACGUGGGGCAGCUCCUGGACGAGAAGUUCCAGGUGGUUUACAACCUCACCUACAACACCAUCGCCAUGCACUGCGGCGUGGACACCUCCAUGCUGCGCCGGGCCAUCUGGAACUACGUCCACUGCGUCUUCGGCAUCCGCUACGAUGACUACGACUACGGGGAGGUGAACCAGCUCCUGGAGCGCAGCCUCAAGAUCUACAUCAAGACGGUGGCCUGCUACCCGGAGAAGACGACCAAGCGGAUGUACGCGCAGUUCUGGAGGCACUUCAAACACUCGGAGAAGGUGCUGCCCCGUCCCCUUUCCCUCCCGCGGGGCUGGGGGGGUGCUGAGCCCCCCGCCCUGACCCCGCUGUCCCCCCCCCCCCAGGUUCACAUCAACCUGCUGCUGCUGGAGGCUCGCAUGCAGGCGGCUCUGCUCUACGCCCUGCGCGCCGUCACCCGCUACAUGACCUGACGGCCCCCCGCUCCCUCCUCUUCCUCCUCCUGCCCCCACCGCCGGGGGGGGGACGGGGGGGAGCCGGGGCCUUAAAGACUUUGCUGCUGCAUCGCCUCCUGCCUCACGGGGCGUGGAGCUGGGGAAGGAAAAAGGGGGACACGUCCCCUUCCCCUGCCCCUUAUCCCAGGACCGGGGGGACCCUCACGAAGCUGCCGGUGCUGGGAAGAUCCCGGCCGUGCCUGUGUGCCCCCCCCCCCGGGGCUUGGUGGAGGUGUUGGGGGUGCUCGACCACUCCGUGCCUUGCUUGGGGCGAACCCCGAUGAAGCCAAACCCCGAUGAAGCUGAACCGUGCUCCCUGGGGGGCUGCCUUCACCCCCAGCCCCGCCGGGUGUAGGGCUGUGCUGCUGCCGUGGGCGCUGUCCUCCUGCCAAAAGCCACCGGGGCGCACCCAGAGCAGGAAGACCCCGGUGUUUCCCCCUGCCUUUGGUGUCCUGGGGGCGUCCCCUUGGUGUCUGGGGGGGCUCCUUCCAGGGCCCUGCCUGUGGCCCCUGACAUUUGGGGCUGGAAGUGCCUCUGAAACAGGGUCCCGUGCACGGAGCAAGGCGAGGGGUAGCGGAGCCCGCGGUGCCUUUACCCAGUCCUCGUGCCCUUCUGGCACCUCUCUGCCUGCUCGGUGGGGUGGGGUGGGGGCUGCUGCUGGGGCUGCCCCCCCUCUGCAGCAGCAUUGGGAAACUGUGAAGAAACCUCAAAUGCCUCCUGUUUCCCUCCUGCUCCCUCUCUCUGCUUGCUGCCGGGACAGAGCUGGAGCCUUGCUCCCCCUGCCCUGCGUCUCCAUGCCCCCAGCGCCCCCAUCCCUGCGGGUCCUGUCCCUGUGUGACCCCCCCCGCUGAGCUUUUUGGCAGGAGGUGAGCUGCGUCGCCCCCCGUGACCUUGUCCUGCUUGGGGAUGAGUUGUUGGGUGUCACCCUGGGGGUGCUCAACGGGUGCAAAAUCCACCCUGCUGCUGCAAGGGGGGGGCCACAUCCUGCUGCCCCCCCACACCUGGCUCGUGCAUGGGGUGCCCUCAACCCCUGCUUGCUUUGGGGGGGCUGCUCCUGGUGCGUGGGGUGCGCUGUUUUAAGGCAAUAAUUCCCUCUUUGGAGGAGGUGGGGGGGGAUGCUGCUGCCACCCCCCAGGUCCCUUUUGGGCAGCCUGGCUCAGAGCCACGUGUGCCCCCCCCCAAGGCAAGGGGCAGUGCCUGCCUGUCACUCCUGCACAGGGCAUAAAUCUGGGGGGGCUUUUGGGAAGAGGGAAGGGCAAGUAGGGCUGAGCUUGGGGGGGGGGGGGCGGGGGGAAGGUUUUGUAGAGGGUCAGGGCUGGAACACCCCCCCCACCCCCCCCCAUGUCCUGCAGCUCCCCCACACCCCUCUCCUUCCUCCCUCCUCCUCCUCCUCCAGCAGGGACCCUCAAUGCCCCCCUCUCCCCUCCUGCACUUUAUUGCACAGCCCCUUCCUCUGGGGGGGGGGGUUCCCUGGGGAAGGGGCUCAUGCAGCUGGGGGGGGACGCAGGGGGGCUGUGCCUUCACCCAGAUGUGCUAGGGCAUUUCCCAGGGGCGCGGGUCGCCCGGGGGGUGCCUGGGGCAGGGGGGAGAGCCCCCUGCUCCCCCUUCUGCUCCCAGCAUCGCCUGUUGGCUUGUCCCUGCUCCACCGUAGCUCCAGUUAAGUUAUUUCUUUUUUUUUUUUUGGGUGUAUUUACUCCUGACCGGGCAUGGAAGUGCCACUGUGACUUUGCUACAGAUCUCGUUUGAAAAAUAAAAUUGUUCUUUUUUUUU
Molecule: messenger RNA, 3438 nt
Organism: Cygnus olor (mute swan)
Lineage: Eukaryota; Metazoa; Chordata; Aves; Anseriformes; Anatidae
Gene: SESN2
Product: sestrin 2
Exons: 9
Coding region: 139-1647 (502 amino acids)
Biological process (GO): cellular response to leucine starvation; cellular response to L-leucine; negative regulation of TORC1 signaling
Cellular component (GO): nucleus
Molecular function (GO): L-leucine binding; oxidoreductase activity, acting on peroxide as acceptor
Source: RefSeq, a predicted model, not a curated record